UACAUGUACAUAUUGUACUUAAUUUUAUUUUUUCAGUGUUUUAUAGUGCUGGUUUGAAACACUUGAUUUUACUAUUUGCAACGUACGGGUCUGGCCUUAUACAACGUGAAUGCGGUUGUAUAAAUUGUUUACAGACAAAUAUACCAUACGUCAAACCUGCUCGUUUGAAAUACAAAUUUUCAGAAUUAGUAGUAAGAUUGAACAAACAUCCAACUAGGUUGGUUAUUUAUGACCUAACUAAAUGCACAUGCACUUUUUGAUUAUUUGCAACAUAAAUCAGCAGCUAAGUGCUAACUCGGGGGUGUUCGUGAGUGUGUGUAAUGUGUAGCCAUGUAUGAAGCCCUCUUUAGAAAUAAGUUCACAAAUGAACUUUUGUUGUACAUUUACUUGUUAGUUUUGCUUUUAAUUUCACCAUUUUGUUUCAUUUGGGAACUCAUUCACACCCUCCGAUCAUGUUUCCGAUGUGAUGAAAACAUCUCUGGAAAAGUUGUUUUGAUUACAGGUGCUUCAUCCGGAAUUGGAGAGCAACUGACAUAUGAAUAUGCAAGAAGAGGUGCACGUCUGGCCAUUGUAUCAACAAAUAAACCAGAGAGUCCUCUCAAGAAAGUAGCAGAUAAAGCUCGUCUACUCGGCUCUCCUGAUGUUCUUUUCAUGUUUGCUGAUGUUUCGAAGGUCGAUGAGUGUAGGAUGUUCAUAGAUGGCACCAUUAAACAUUUUGGUCACUUAGAUCAUCUCGUUUGUAAUGCUGGAAUCGGACCUGUUUAUUCAACGGACAUGGAUGUCACUAAAUUCGGACCUGUUAUGGACGUAAACUUCUGGGGAUCAGUUUAUCCAACACAUUUCGCCAUACCACACCUCAAGAAAACCAACGGAAAGAUCAUUGUCAAUUCUUCAUGUGCUGGAGUGUGCAACCCACCAAGACAUGGUGUCUACAACGCAAGUAAAGCAGCCCUCAUUAGCUUCUACGAGUCCCUUGGACAUGAAUUGUUUCCAACAAUAACAGUAACCAUCUUGACACUUGGGUUCAUACGAACAAGGUUCAUAACAGCCAAGUAUUCCAUGAAUGGUAUUGGUGUUCAAUACAGAAAAGAUUUGGGAGAUGUGCUUUUAGCAAUGGAGGCUGAACCAUGUGCUAAAGCCAUUGUCGAUGGAGUUUGCAAAGGAGCAACGUCCAUUACUGAACCAAGGUUUAUAAAAGGUUUCUUUUUGAUCAAGUACUUGUUCCCACAACUUCAUCGACUCUACCUGUGUACUUUUUCCCACAAAAUCCUGAAGCUUUAAAAGGGACAGAUCAACCCUUUGCAAGACGGUUAAUGUUACAAGUGUAUUUUGAAUUUAAUUAGUUUGUGAUUGUGUGAUUUCUGUCCUCAUUUCCAAAAAAUACUUGAAAUAUUAUGUCUAUCCAUUGUCUGACGGUACUAGUUAGUGUUUCACUAUAUUUGUUCAAAACAUAUUGUGAUAAAGUAUGACCUCAAUUUUAGUUGAUUA
Erigeron canadensis is the source of this 1488-nucleotide messenger RNA. RefSeq names its product 11-beta-hydroxysteroid dehydrogenase-like 4A. The transcript has 6 exons. Bases 331 to 1281 code for a protein of 316 amino acids. NCBI's taxonomy places the organism in Eukaryota, Viridiplantae, Streptophyta, Magnoliopsida, Asterales, Asteraceae. The record is from RefSeq and is a predicted model, not a curated record. Gene Ontology annotation, molecular function: oxidoreductase activity.